GUGAGUGUAGACAAUUGUUAAAAAUUGUCUAAAACGUAACUUACAAUGGCGUCUUUACAGGACAAAGUCACCAUAAUAACAGGUGCAAGUUCGGGUAUUGGAGAAUCGACUGCAUUACUGUUUGCUGAGAGCAAAGCAAAGGUAGUUCUAGCAGCUAGAAAUGUCGAGAACCUUGAGAAAGUAGCAUCCUUGUGUCAAUCUAAAGGAUUAUCGAAAAAUGAUAUAUUGGUUAUUCCUUGCGACGUCACUAAUGAAGAAAAUUUGAAGACAUUAGUCGAUGAGACCGUAAAGAAAUUUGGAAGAAUUGAUGUUCUUAUCAAUAAUGCAGGUAGAGGAAAUAUGGGUAAUGUUAUGGCGACAUCAGCAACUACUCUAGACGAUACAAUGAACACCAACUUCAAAUCGAGUUAUAAUUUGUCUAGGUUGUGUGUUCCACAUCUUAUUAAAACUCAAGGAUCCAUCGUGAAUGUUUCUAGUCUAUUAGGACAACGUGCAGGUCCCCAUAUUUCUGCUUAUUGCAUUGCUAAAGCUGCUUUGGAUAUGUUCACACACUUGUUAGCCUUAGGUAUCAUAUGUGUUACGUAAUUCAUUCUGCCAC
Mytilus trossulus (common blue mussel) is the source of this 598-nucleotide messenger RNA. Its product is annotated as dehydrogenase/reductase SDR family member 7-like. Bases 46 to 585 code for a protein of 179 amino acids. The record is from RefSeq and is a predicted model, not a curated record. The transcript has 6 exons. NCBI's taxonomy places the organism in Eukaryota, Metazoa, Mollusca, Bivalvia, Mytilida, Mytilidae. Gene Ontology annotation, molecular function: oxidoreductase activity.